This is a messenger RNA of Mustela erminea (ermine), 515 nucleotides long. It is a transcript of the gene ATP5MG, whose product is annotated as ATP synthase membrane subunit g. Bases 99 to 410 code for a protein of 103 amino acids. The transcript is spliced from 3 exons. Gene Ontology annotation, molecular function: proton transmembrane transporter activity. Gene Ontology annotation, biological process: proton motive force-driven ATP synthesis. The record is from RefSeq and is a predicted model, not a curated record. NCBI's taxonomy places the organism in Eukaryota, Metazoa, Chordata, Mammalia, Carnivora, Mustelidae.
GACCUUGGAAGCGGAACGGGGUCCUGCGGCGGGUCCUUCGGGCGGGGAGGGUGACAUUCAGCGGCCGUCCGGGGCGACGGACCUUCCAGCUUGGAACCAUGGCCCAGUUUGUCCGUAACCUGGCGGAGAAGGCCCCGGCGCUGGUGAACGCUGCUGUGACUUACUCAAAGCCUCGAUUGGCUACAUUUUGGCACUAUGCCAAAGUUGAGCUGGUUCCUCCAACCCCUGCUGAGAUCCCUACAGCUAUUCAGAGCUUGAAAAAAAUAGUCAAGAGUGCUCAAACUGGUAGCUUCAAACAGCUCACAGUUAAGGAAGCUCUGCUGAAUGGUUUGGUGGCCACCGAGGUGUGGAUGUGGUUUUAUGUCGGCGAGAUCAUAGGCAAGCGUGGCAUCAUUGGCUAUAAUGUUUGAAGACCAAUCUUUAACAUCUGUUUAUAUGUGGCUUAUUAUUUGAGGGUUCUUGGACCAUGUGUGAUCAGACUGGUACUUGAAUAAAAGAUAAUGUGUCAAAAUCAG